This is a messenger RNA of Echinostoma caproni, 951 nucleotides long. The record is from the annotation of a GenBank genome assembly. Lineage: Eukaryota; Metazoa; Platyhelminthes; Trematoda; Plagiorchiida; Echinostomatidae.
AUGUCAACCACAUUGUACGGACAUCGACCCUCGUCACACGGGCAUUUUCGGAAUUUAGUGCAGGUUGGUUAUUUGUCUUCUCGGUCUGCACCGCAAGUGGAGACACAACGUGAGGAGGCACUGUUGAGCAUUUCGACGUAUUCGGGAAUUCCGGGAUUCUUCAGUACCAAACCAUUCUAUCUACCUCCUCGCAAUCCUAACGAUGGAACACACGGGGCUGUGGAGAAAGGACUUGGAUACGGAGCUUUCGGUGUGGUCUGGUCUGUGAUCGAUCCGCGCGAUGGUCAAAAAGUGGCAUUGAAACGUAUUCCCCGGGCCUUUCAUAAUGCAAUCACCGCCAAACGCGUGUAUCGCGAGUUCAAAAUGCUUUCCUGCCUCAAACAUGACAAUUUAGGUCUGGUUCCUGAUCUGCUGAGUGGUGGUGGUGGUGGAGUGAUCGUCAAUCUGAUUGAUGUGGUCAAAACGGAACGUUUUAUGAACUUCGACGAAAUGUAUCCUUUUUCCAUUGGUCAGUUUUCGACCACACCCAGUCGAGAUGUGCUUGUGCAGCUAGGCCUUGCAUGCUUUUUGUUCGAACUGAUGCAAACGGAUUUGCACAAAAUUAUCGUCUCUCCUCAACCUCUUUCAUUGGACCAUGUGAAAAUUUUUGUCUAUCAAAUUCUUCGCGGUUUAAAAUAUUUGCAUUCAGCGCGCAUCAUUCAUCGCGAUAUCAAACCAGGCAACAUGCUGGUCAACUCCAAUUGUCUUCUAAAGAUUUGUGAUUUCGGUUUAGCCCGUAUGGAUGAUCCGUAUGGGGAGGCUUUGCUCACUCAAGAAGUAGUCACUCAGUACUACCGUUCACCAGAAUUGCUCAUGGAAGCCACACGUUAUUCAUACGCUGUGGAUAUUUGGAGUGUGGGAUGCACCUUUGCUGAGCUCCUCGGUCGGCGUAUACUUUUUCCGGUACGUUGA